AUGACCUUGACCAAUAAAGAUAACAAUUUUUUUUCAUCGAACAAAAAGUACAGAACCGUGAGAGAAUGGCUGCAGAAGCGCGUGCGAGAAGCGAUAUCGCGACAGAGGUUGAAGGGUGCAGAAGAAAUCGUAUACAUACACCAAAAGACAGCCCCCGAGCGGCUGUGCACAAAACCAGCAUGUGUGGAUGUAUCGAAGAUAGACGUGAUUUUCUUUGCACCAACAACAUCGGUUGAUAGCAGACAUGUCUCAUCUCGGCCACCGAUUCUGCCUCCAAUCCGCCCGACACGACCAGACUCGAGCGUUUUUCGGGAUGUCAAUGCAUGGCUGGAAGCUAGUGCAAACACGCCAUCACCGCCACUCAUGUCUGGGAUCUCAUACUGGAAAGAGACAACAGUCCCCAAUGUCAAAGGCUCGGCAGUCGCUCAAUACGCUGUGCCACUAUCCGUAGCCUUCGGCGUAGCCAGGUCGACAACAGCGACAAGACAACGAACACCAUGUUUCCGACGUUUAGCUAGAAAAUUGCAAGUUCAAAUGCCUUCGAUACUACGUACCAAAUCUACGCAUCUGCCGGGUAAGGAGCGUAGGAGAAGACAAUCAGUGUGCAUAACUCCUCUAUCUAUUUCCUAUCCGAACGUCCAGGAAGACACCACUCCUGUGCUCAUAACACGAUCGACAUCCUUCCUCAAACCUUUGAUCCUGCCACUGAGGCGGCAAACAUCGGCUCGUUAUGGAGUGUUGAUGUCUGUCAGCGAUUCACGAGAAUGUAUUCCUCCUCGACAUGGCACACCCAACAGUGCAAGAUUCGGUGACAUGGACAAUGACCCUGAGCGACAUGUCCAUCAGACUUUUAUACGCACAGGGCGAGGCACAGACAGCGCAAGGCCGCCUACAGCAUUAGCAGACCUUGUUUGCGAAGACUCCGUGGGAGAUUUGUCCGAUGCCCCGACAUACUCCUCCGGCCCACCGCCCCCGUCGUACCGGUCGCGUUGUGAGUCGAUGCUUACUACAUCGUCUUUCGGUUGUAUUGACGGAAUGAACCCGGCGCAGCGUCAAGUUAGCCAGCAGCGGGUAGCAUUACAACGGGGAAUGAGAUGCAAGCUGAAGAGGCUCGCCCAAAACUUUGCGAUUUGA
Molecule: messenger RNA, 1134 nt
Organism: Bipolaris sorokiniana ND90Pr
Lineage: Eukaryota; Fungi; Ascomycota; Dothideomycetes; Pleosporales; Pleosporaceae
Exons: 1
Coding region: 1-1134 (377 amino acids)
Source: RefSeq, a predicted model, not a curated record